Thlaspi arvense is the source of this 2388-nucleotide messenger RNA. Lineage: Eukaryota; Viridiplantae; Streptophyta; Magnoliopsida; Brassicales; Brassicaceae. The record is from the annotation of a GenBank genome assembly.
AUGAAUUUCAGCGGUUUUGUUCGUCACGACGACGAAGAUAAAUCCUCCGGCGGCGAAACAGUCGGUGGUGGAAAUCAUUUCUCUUCCGCAGCCGCCGAUAUGUCCAGUGGUCUGGUUAAAUCCAUCUUCUCUUCUCCUCGUCUCUCUCUUGGUCUCCAAACGAAUGUAGAUAACAACGGAGGAGAGGUGGGUAGAACCGGUGAGAGUUUCGAGGUGAGUGUCACUCGGAGAAGUCCAGAGAGCAGAUCUGGAAGCGAUAACGCCGAAGCACUCUCCGGCGACGAUGACCUAGACGCUUCUGAGAGACCUUUAAAGAAGAAGAAACGUUACCACCGACAUACUCCUCAACAAAUACAAGAGCUCGAAUCGGUUUUCAAGGAGUGUCCUCAUCCCGGUGAAAACCAACGGCUAGAUCUUAGCCGUCGGCUUAACCUGGAUUCUCGCCAAGUCAAGUUCUGGUUCCAAAACCGCCGUACUCAAAUGAAGACGCAAAUUGAACGCCAUGAAAAUUCGUUACUGAGACAAGAGAACGAUAAGCUCCGAGCGGAGAACAUGUCUGUACGGGAAGCCAUAAGGAAUCCGAUGUGCGGUCACUGCGGUGGCUCCGCCGUUCUCGGAGAGAUCUCUCUCGAAGAGCAUCACUUGCGAAUCGAGAACUCACGCCUCAAAGACGAACUCGACCGUAUCUUUGCCUUAGCCGGUAAAUUCAUUAACCGGUCCGACGUUGAGCCCCCCGGUUCACACCAUUUACCAAAUUCCGCACUCAAACUCGGCGUCGGUUCACAAAACGGUUACGGCGGUGGUGCUGGGGGCGGCGGUUUCACUCUCGUACCUCCUGGAUUCGAGAUUUCAUCACCUCCCUUCUUCUCCGGUUUGGCAGCUCCGGUUAAACGUACCGGUAGUACGGAUGUUGCUACUGGACUCGAUCAGAAGUCAGUGUAUCUGGAAUUAGCUCUCUCCGCCAUGGACGAGCUCGUGAAAAUGGCGCAAACAAGUGAGCCACUUUGGAUCCCGUGCUCGAAAGGCAGGCGCGAAAUGCUUAACCGAGAAGAAUACGACAAAAAUUUCACCUCUUGUGUUGGUCCUAAACCGGACGGGUUUGUCUCAGAAGCUUCUAAAGAAGUUGGAAUGGUUAUCAUCAAUAGCUUAGCCCUCGUCGAGACCUUAAUGGACUCGGAACGAUGGUCAGAGAUGUUUCCAUGUAUGAUCGCAAGAAAUUCGACUACCGAAAUUAUCUCUAGUGGUAUGGGAGGGACAAGAAACGGUGCUCUUCAUCUGAUGGAAGCAGAGCUUCAGUUGCUAUCACCACUUGUGCCGAUUCGUCAAGUGAGUUUCUUAAGGUUCUGUAAACAACACGCAGAAGGUGUUUGGGCGGUCGUGGAUGUCUCUGUCGACAGGAUAAGCGAACGAGACGGUUCAGCCACAGCUCGGUCUUCUCUGAGCUGUAGAAGGCUACCGUCUGGUUGCCUUGUGCAAGACAUGCCCAAUGGCUACUCUAAGGUAACAUGGAUUGAUCACACCGAGUACGACGAGAGCAAAGUCCACCAAUUGUAUCGUCCAUUAGUCAGCUCCGGUCUCGCCUUCGGCUCCAAACGGUGGAUAUCCGCUCUGCAACGGCAAUGCGAAAGCCUCACCAUCCUCAUGUCCUCAACAAUCCCCAACCACAACAAUAAACCCACACCUAUAAGCUCUCUAGGGAAGAAGAGUAUGCUAAAGCUAGCCCAAAGAAUGACUGAGAAUUUCUCUAGAGGCGUGUGUGCUUCCUCUUCUCAGAAAUGGAGCAGGCUUGAGGUGGGUAACAUCGAUGAUGACGUGAGGAUCAUGACGAGGAAGAACGUGGAUGAUCCCGGCGAACCACCAGGGAUUCUUUUAAGCGCCGCCACCUCCGUGUGGGUCCCGGUUUCACCAAGACGGCUCUUUGAUUUUCUACGAGAUGAGCUUUUGAGAUCGGAAUGGGAUAUUUUAUCCAACGGUGGACCGAUGCAGGAGAUUGCUAACAUCUUCAAGGGCCAAGAUCACUCCAAUUCCGUCUCCCUCCUCCGUUCCACUGCGAUGAGUGCGAAUCAGAGCAGUAUGUUAAUACUACAAGAGGCGAGCAUAGACGCAUCUGGAGCAUUUGUUGUGUACGCGCCUGUUGAUAUACCUGCGAUGCACUCUGUGAUGAACGGUGCAGAUUCUGCUUACGUGGCUCUGCUUCCUUCCGGGUUUGCGAUUCUCCCAGAUGGUCAAGGGAAGGAAGAAAACGGUUCGCUGCUCACCGUGGCGUUUCAGAUUCUGGUUAACUCUCUUCCUACGGCCAAGCUCAACGUGGAAUCAAUCGAAACCGUUAAUAAUCUGAUCUCGUGCACCGUACAGAAAAUCAGAGCUGCUCUUCGAUGUGAUAAAUAA